Schistosoma curassoni is the source of this 1566-nucleotide messenger RNA. The record is from the annotation of a GenBank genome assembly. Lineage: Eukaryota; Metazoa; Platyhelminthes; Trematoda; Strigeidida; Schistosomatidae.
AUGACUUUUCGUAAAAUGGUCCCAUGUUUCAUUCGUUCUUAUAAAGAUGCCAUACAUGAACUUAACAAGUCUAUUAGGCUGUCGAAUUACUUAACACCGUCAAAUCCAAGGCUUUUGAAAGAACAAAGGUAUGGGUUGUCCGCUGUUUAUUGCUCUGCUGUUGGAAUUGAAGAUCAGCAACUACGUGACUUACAUGUUAUACAUGUUACAGGGUCUAAAGGCAAAGGUUCAGUUUGUUCAAUGAUUGAAAACGUCUUACAGAAAUCAGGAUUUCGCACUGGGUUUUUAAGCUCUCCUCACCUCAUAAACGUUGAGGAAAGAAUACGGAUAAACGGACGGCCCAUAUCCCGUGAUCACUUUGCUAGUUUAUUUUGGGAUGUGCAUGGAACACUUCUUGAGUUUACAAAAACCUCAAUUAAUAUACCUAUGCCAUCAUUUCUUCAUUACAUUUUUGUGAUGGCUUGUAAAGCAUUUGUUGAUGAGAAAGUAGAUGUCGGGAUUUUCGAAGUUGGUAUUGGUGGACGUUAUGAUCAUACAAAUAUUUUCAAAGAUCCUUACGUAACUGUUGUCACAAGUUUGGCACUGGAGCAUACAAAUAUUUUAGGCAAUACCAUUGCUGAAAUAGCUUGGGCUAAAGCAGGGAUUUUUAAGACUGGUUCUAUAGCAUUAGUCAGUCAUGGGCAAUCAGAUGAAGCAAUGCAUAAAUUUGUUGAAGAAGCUGAACUUGUUAAAUGUCCAUUGUAUGUUGCACCUACGUUAGAUUCACUAUUGACUACAGAGAAUAUGACUGAGCCAUUUAAAGAUAUUUUUGACAAUAUGAAUACCAUACCUAACAGUCAAUUAUUAAAUCUUGCUUUAAGUUUAACUACAAUAAAUUAUUGGUUUGCUAAAUUACAUGGAACUACUAAUAAUGAUAACGUUACAAAUAUUGGUUUACAGCCGACAUGUGAAUGGAAACCGAGUUCAACUGUUUUAUUUAAUGCGUUAUCCGCCCGAUGGCCUGGUCGAUGGCAAAUUGUAAUUCGAAAAAAUAUAACUUAUUAUCUGGAUGGUGCACAUACUGUAGAAAGUUUACAAUCUGCAAUAAAAUGGUUUCAGAAUGAAAGCUUUGCUUCGAAUAAUAACAGACGUCCUAUACGAAUUAUUAUUUUCACUGUAAUUGGUCCACGAGAUCCUGAGCCAUUUUUAAAAUGUUUACAAUCUUCCUCAUUCGCAUUCGAUUUGGUUGUUUUUGCCAAUCCUCACGAUGGUCAAUUUGAAAUUCUUCCCAGUAAAGAGUCGCAUGAUGAAUUAUGCUUCAAUAUAUGGCGUCAACUCGAAUCGGAAUCGAACACCGGUAGUAAUUCUGCAUCACAUUCAAUUGCUUCAAAGCAUGUCAAAUCUUUAUCUGCUUUUAUAAAGUGGAUGCAAAACUUGCAGCGUUUUUCUCUUCAGGCUUUGAAAUAUUUUCCGUGUGAAUAUAGUAAUUAUGAUGAAGCCGAUAAUACAACUUGUUGUGAUGUUUUUGUCACUGGCAGUCUAUAUAUGGUUGGUCGGAUAUUAAAGGAAAUAGAUGAACCUGUAUAA